Messenger RNA from Topomyia yanbarensis, 345 nucleotides. RefSeq lists its product as uncharacterized. The transcript has a single exon. Bases 1 to 345 code for a protein of 114 amino acids. NCBI's taxonomy places the organism in Eukaryota, Metazoa, Arthropoda, Insecta, Diptera, Culicidae. The record is from RefSeq and is a predicted model, not a curated record.
AUGGAAGUGAUAACCGACGACCGGUUCAGCGUCAACAACCAAAUCGACUACGCCUGCGAAAAGUUGGCGAAGACAACGAACGCAAUAAGGAGAAUCAUUCCAAACGUUGGCGGUCCGAGAAGCGUCACGAGACGUCUGCUAACGAUGCUGCGAUAUGUGGUUCCGGCAUGGCGUGCGGCGCUGAAAACCGAGCGGAACUGCGAAAAGUUGAACUGGACGUUUCGACUGACGGCAGAUAUCGAGUGUUACAAUCGAAGAAACACCAAAUACGUGAUGAAGACGGUGAGAAUUGAUUCGCCGUUUGGGCACGCAGCGGAGUGUGAGAUGCAACGCGCAGAUAGAUGA